AUGGGUACGGACUCAUGGAGAGAGAUCGUUGCUAUGGUGCCCAAGGAUAUCCUAAUCUGUUCUCAUCCUCAUCAUUCGACAUGGUUGGAUGGUGUGUUUUAUUGGGUCGCUGCUAAUCCUCAUGGUCGUUAUAUAAUUGUUGCUUUCCACAUGUUCAACGAAUUGUUCGAACACGUAUUUUUCCCCGAGGAUAUUAAGAUUGACUCUCUGCCUUGCCUUUGUGUUUUGAGGGACUCCCUUGCCCUUUUUACUUUGGACCGAUACAAGUUGGAAACAGAGUGGUGCCUUGGCAUAUGGGUAAGGGAUGGAAACAGAGUUAAGGAUCCUUGGAACAAAAAAUACAGUUUUGGACCCAAUUUAGGAUGUUAUUUGGCAUUUGGAUUGAUGAGAAAUGGCGGGCUUCUUUUGAGAGGCAACCAUUGCUGGAUGGUGUCAUACAACCUUGAUACCCGGAUCUGA
Molecule: messenger RNA, 459 nt
Organism: Rhododendron vialii
Lineage: Eukaryota; Viridiplantae; Streptophyta; Magnoliopsida; Ericales; Ericaceae
Exons: 1
Coding region: 1-459 (152 amino acids)
Source: RefSeq, a predicted model, not a curated record